GUGACUUCCCUGAAUCACAAAUAUUUCCGAAGUCAUUUGGAGGAUUCUCUGUCACUCGGCCGUCCACUUCUGAUUGAGGAUAUAGAGGAAGAACUAGAUCCAGCUCUGGACAAUGUUUUGGAAAAGAAUUUUAUUAAAUCUGGCUCAACAUACAAGGUCAAAGUUGGUGACAAGGAGUGUGACAUAAUGAAAGGAUUUUAUUUGUACAUGACGACAAAGUUAGCAAAUCCAGCCUAUACUCCAGAAGUGAGUGCUAGGACAUCAAUUAUAGACUUUACCGUCACAAUGAAAGGAUUGGAGGAUCAACUUUUGGGGCUUGUUAUUUUAAAAGAAAAGAAUGAACUGGAAGCUGACAGAGCAAAACUGAUGCUAGAUGUGAAUUCAAACAAGAGGAAAAUGCAAGAAUUGGAGGAUAACUUGUUAUACAAAUUGACAAGUACAAAGGGAUCCCUAGUAGAUGAUGAAUCCCUCAUUGAAGUGUUGUCAGUAACAAAAGUUACCGCUGCAGAAGUCAGUGAGAAGUUAACUGUGGCAGCUGAAACAGAAAUCAAGAUUAAUGAAGCUCGAGAAGAAUUUAGACCAGUUGCAACAAGAGGCAGUAUACUCUACUUUCUGAUUUGUGAUAUGAGUGUGGUGAACAGAAUGUAUCAGACUUCAUUAAAGCAGUUCUUGGGACUGUUUGAUAUAUCAAUGUCAAGAUCAGACAAGAGUCCAGUAACAGCAAAAAGAAUUGGAAACAUCAUAGAGUAUCUAACAUUUGAGGUUUUUAGAUACACAUGUAGAGGUCUUUAUGAAUCACACAAAUUUUUGUUCACCUUGCUUAUGACUCUGAAGAUCGACAUGCAAACAGGAAAGGUGAAACCAGAAGAAUUCCAAACAUUUAUCAAAGGUGGUGCUGCACUUGACUUGAAUGCUGUUAUGCCAAAACCUUCAAAGUGGAUUUCUGAUAUGACCUGGUUAAACUUGGUGCAACUUAGUGGACUACCACAGUUUUCUGAAAUUCUCAAUCAGGUGUCCAGAAAUGAGAAGGCCUGGAAGAGUUGGUUUGAUACUGAUGCCCCGGAGGAGGAGCACAUUCCUGAUGGUUAUCAUACAUCAUUAGAUGCAUAUAGGAGACUUCUGUUAAUCAGAUCUUGGUGUCCAGACCGAGCUAUUCCACAGGCCAGGAAGUACAUAGCAGACUCCAUGGGUCCAAGAUAUGCGGAAUCAGUCAUCCUUAACUUGACACAGACCUGGGAGGAGAGUGACAUCAGAACACCCCUUAUAUGUCUUCUGUCAAUGGGAUCUGACCCCACCAAUCAAAUCGAGUCACUGUCAAAGAAAGUUCAUCUAGAUUUUAGGGCUAUUUCUAUGGGUCAGGGUCAGGAGGUUCAUGCUAGAAAAUUAAUUGCUCAGUUCAUGCAUACCGGUGGAUGGGCAUUAUUACAGAACUGUCAUUUAGGUCUGGAUUACAUGAAUGAACUGUUAGAUACAGUAACCGAUACACCACAAGUCAAUGAUGCGUUCCGGGUGUGGAUAACAACUGAAGAACAUGCUGGAUUUCCAAUCAGUCUUCUACAGACAUCCAUUAAAUUCACAAAUGAACCACCCCAAGGAAUCAAGGCAGGAUUGAAGAGAACUUAUGCUGGAAUUACUCAAGACUUUCUUGAUGUUAGCAACAUGGUUCAGUGGAGACCUAUGCUCUUUGCAGUGUCCUUUCUCCACACAGUCGUUCAGGAAAGAAGAAAGUUUGGCCCUCUAGGUUGGAAUAUUCCGUAUGAGUUUAACUCUUCAGACUGGACAGCCAGUGUACAGUUUGUACAGAAUCAUCUGGAUGAUCUGGAUGUCAAAAGGGGAAUAUCUUGGACAACAGUUCGCUACAUGCUUGGUGAAGUGCAGUAUGGAGGGAGAGUUACAGAUGAUUAUGACAAGAGACUUCUUAAUACAUUCGCAAGAGUAUGGUUUGGAGAUUUCAUGUUCCAGCCAAACUUCCAAUUUUAUACUGGAUACAAAAUACCAAACAUGAAACUUCUUAGUGAUAUCAUGAACUUCAUAGCAAAUUUGCCACUAGUGGAUUCUCCAGAAGCUUUUGGGUUGCAUCCAAAUGCUGAUAUCACAUAUCAAACAAACUUAUCCAAAGAUGUUCUUGAUACAAUCAUGAGCAUUCAGCCUAAAGACAGUGGAGGGGGAGGAGGGGAGACCAGAGAGAGUGUUGUCUAUAAACUCUCUACCGACAUGUUGUCCAAACUUCCUGUGGAUUACCUUCCUCAUGAGGUUAAAGACAGACUGAAAAAGUAUGGAAACCUGCAUCCUCUUAAUAUAUUCUUAAAGCAAGAAAUAGAUAGGAUGCAACGUGUGAUUUCCACAGUCCGUGUCACCCUAACAGAUUUAAAGUUAGCCAUUGAUGGUACAAUCAUUAUGUCUGAGAAUCUUCGAGAUGCCCUUGACAACAUGUUUGAUGCAAAAGUCCCCAGUUUAUGGAGAAAAAUAUCUUGGCAGUCAUCAACAUUAGGAUUUUGGUUCACAGAACUUUUGGAAAGAAAUGACCAGUUUUCUACUUGGGUUUUUGUUGGAAGACCAGAUUCUUUCUGGAUGACAGGAUUUUUCAACCCACAAGGAUUUUUGACUGCAAUGAGACAAGAGGUUACAAGAGCACACAAAGGUUGGGCUCUUGAUUCUGUGACUUUACACAAUGAGGUUAUCAAGGCAGUGAAGGAAGACAUAACUGCUCCACCAGUGGAGGGUGUGUAUGUGUAUGGACUUUACCUAGAUGGUGCUGGUUGGGACAAGAGAAACUGUCGCCUUUGUGAGCCCCCACCCAAAGUUCUCUUCACACCAAUGCCUGUAGUUCACAUGUAUGCUAUCAAUUCCACAGCUCCCAAAGACCCUAGGUUAUACCAGUGUCCUGUCUACAAAAAGCCAAACCGCACAGAUCUCACCUACAUUACUUUCAUUGUAUUAAAGACAAAUCAAAGUCCUGAUCACUGGAUUUUAAGGGGUGUAGCAGCUCUGUGUGACAUCAAGUAAAUCUAGGAUGAAUUCAGGAACGGUUACCUCAUACAUGUAGAUGUUUUUAUUGAUAACAAGUUUAUUUUUGUUUAGACUCUCUAUAAAUUUAUAGGUAAUACACUGUUUGACAUUUAAUAUUUAAUAACUUAUAAUAUUUAUCUGUUGAAUUGGUUUAUUAUAAUAUUACUUAUUUUUCAUAUAACAAUUUAAAAAUAUAAUGAAAAUAAAUUGCUGAAGUGUUAA
This is a messenger RNA of Saccostrea cuccullata (small rock oyster), 3231 nucleotides long. Its product is annotated as dynein axonemal heavy chain 8-like. NCBI's taxonomy places the organism in Eukaryota, Metazoa, Mollusca, Bivalvia, Ostreida, Ostreidae. Gene Ontology annotation, biological process: microtubule-based movement. The record is from RefSeq and is a predicted model, not a curated record. The annotation marks the transcript as partial. The transcript is spliced from 21 exons. Gene Ontology annotation, molecular function: dynein intermediate chain binding; minus-end-directed microtubule motor activity; dynein light intermediate chain binding. Gene Ontology annotation, cellular component: dynein complex.